GUCUUGUGUGAGAGACGCACUCACUGUCAGCACCCCCGACGAGCUCCGCAGCGGCAGAUCGGCACGCCCGCAGCCGAGUGCACGAACAGCACGCAUCACACCGCACCCCUCGACAUGGCCGCCCCGCGCGUGGUGCCGGCGCAGCUGAGCUUCCUCGCCAUCUACAGCCCCGCGCUGGGCGACUCGGACGCGACCUUCCACGAGCAGAUUGUCUUCUACUACGCAAAGGCGGCCGCGGCGCGCGCCGGCCUCAGCAGCGCCCAUGCGGAGACGGCCCGCCAGCUGCGCGACGAGGAGAACGAGAAGCUGCGGCAGGUCGGGCUGGCGCAGGGCAUGGUCGGCUUUGCCCGCGCCUUUGCCCGCGGCGAGACGGUCGACGCCAUCGACACGGACAAGGCGCGCAUUGUGCUGCACGAGCUGGAGCCCGGCUGGUGGAUCCUGGCUUCCGUCGACCUCACGCAGCUGCCCGCCGCCGCCGACCCGGCCGCCGUCGAGUACUCGAGCCGCGAGGUCAGCCCCGCCGCGCUGCUCGUGCAGCAGCUGGUGCGCGCCCACGGCCUCUUCACCCUGCACCACGGCUGGCCGCUGCAGCAGCUGUUCGAGAAGCACCCGCGCGACAAGUUCUGCAGCAUCCUGCGCACCUACUGGGGCCGCUUCUGCGCCCACUGGGACGUGCUGCUGCACGCCAGCCCCGCCGUCGACAUGUUCAACGGCCUGAAGCUGGCUGCCGGUGGCGAGCUGGGCAUGGGCGUCGGUGAGGAGGAGUGGGGCAGCAGCGAGCGCGACGUGCUCGAGGACUUUGCCCGCCGCACCGAGGGCCUGGUCGAUGUGCUGGUGUCGCGCUUCGGCACCGCGUCGCCGCUGCAGGACAGCAAGGGUGCAGCACUGUCCGACGACGCUCCCGCCCAGCCGUGGAUCGGCAGCGGCGGCACUGUGGAGGCCACCGACGGCGUCGUCUUCUCGGGCGUCGGCGGGCUCAGUCGCGCCUCGCGCCGUGACGUGUCGCACUGGACCGAGUCCAUCUUCCACUACGGCGACCACGCGUACGGCAUCCGCGACAAUCCCACCUCGGGCCGCACGAAGCGCAGACGGCGCAACCCUGACGCGCGCGAGCCCGAUCCAGCGCCGAAGUCUCCUGCAGAGGAGUCCCUGUCCUCGCCUUCUGUGGAUAAGUCGCUGUCGUCCGCAGACAGGUCGAAGUCGUCCGCAGACAGGUCGAAGUCGUCCGCAGACAGGUCGAAGUCGCCCGCAGACAAGCCGCAGUCCCCCUCAGACACAUUGCCCCCCGCAGACACAUCCCCCACUGACAAGUCCCCGCCCAUCCCCCCGCCCAUCGUCAGGGCCGUCGAGAGCUCGCUGGACAAGGCGUCGCAGGCCGUUGACAACGCCAACGGCACCGAGCCCGCCGCGAAGCAUGACGGACACAUGCUGGCGUCGCUGGGCGACACCGAGACCUGGAUGAAGUACAUGACCCUGGGAUACGGCACCGCAUGGGGUGGCAAGAAGACCCCCGAACCCUCCCCCCAACCCGCCCCCCAACCCACCCCCGCAGACGCCACAAAACAGUCCGACGCCACAAAAGAGCCCCCAGCCAUGCGCUACGUCGAGCCGGCGCCUGACGUCGACCUCGUCGAGGCGAAGCGCAGGGCCCAGGUCCAGGCCGAGAACGACGGCUACUUCCUGAUCGGCCUGAAGGGCGACAUGAUCGCCGCCGACAUGGACGACGAGAACGACGAGGGCAACUGGAACGCCCGCAUCCCGCUGCGGACCAUCUACGUCGAGAAGGUCGUCAAGGGCUCGUCCGUCUCCGAGUCGGACGGCACCCAGAGCGACGAGGCGCGGUCCGGCACCGACUCGAAGCCCAAGGCCAAGCUUAGCAAGCAACGCCUGCAGCCUGUCAUCUACGUCCACCGCCCCUUCAUCUACACCUUCCUCUUCACCCACCGCACGCCCUCGCUGACCAUCGCCUCCUUCUACCGCUCCAUCCACGCCUUCUUCGCCCCGCUCCACCGCAGCCUCGACCGCAACACGUCCCCGACCCGCGUCGCCCAGCGCCUCCUCGCCGCCCAGCACCCCCAGACAACCACCUCCUCCUCUGCCGCCCACGGCCCAAACACCGCCCCCAUCUACGACCUCGUCUGGGACCCGCGCACCCUCACCCUGCACUCCAGCCUCCCCAACAUCCCCGCCCCCGGCUCCCUCCUCGCCGAGGGCCUCUCUCCGGACGCUGCCUGGUCGCGCCCCGACGCGCUCAACGUGCACGCCCACAUCCUGGCCUCGCUCGCCGACACGCGCCGCAACGCCGCCGCCGACAUCGAGCGCUCGUCUAAAACCGCGAGGGGCUGGUGGGUCGUCUGGAUGCGCGUCCCGCCCAGCACCCCCGCGCCCGGCGACCCCGACGAACGCGCCUCGCGCCCCUCGUCCGCCUCGACCGUCCGCGAGUCCCACGACAACUCGGCCGCCUCGGCCAACAGCACCGCCUUCAACACGGCCGAUGUGCGCGAGGCCUUUCUCGUGCGCCGCGCUCGCGAUGCCCAGCCCGCAGCCGCCCGCGAGGGCAAGCGCGGCGCCAGCGGCGUGUGGGGCAGCAUGGGCCUGGGCGGGCUCGGGGUCGGCCUGGGCAUUGGCGGCGAGUCGCAGAGUCAGCGGAUGGGCGGGCGGGCUGCGGGGUGGGGGCCUAAAGGGUUGGGGGAGGGGAUUGGCGUGGAUGCGCGGAGGUAUGUCGAUGAGGUUUUGAGUCUGAAUCGGUGAGUCUGAAUUGGACAUGAGAUGGAGGGGAGAGGAAGAAGAAGUGAGAUGAGGGAAGAGGAAGGGAGAUUGAGGGGAAGAAGAAGUGAUGAGAGGGUGUGUUGCGUAUUGAUACGGCGAAUAGUGCGGUCCAGUCCAGCGCUUCUUUGACGCGUAGUUUAGCGCUUUUGAGGUGAGUAGAGACGGCACUUGUUCAUUGGUAGAAGUGCAUAGAUACAUGGCAUUGGCGUGUCUUUAAGGAGUGUAGAUAUGCCUGGAUAGUCUAUAACAACCAUCCGUUCGAUGCAGUCCAAUUCAGUCCAAAUCGGUCCGUCCGAUGCAGUGCAGUCCAGUACAAUUCAGUCCAGUCCAACACA
Boeremia exigua is the source of this 3104-nucleotide messenger RNA. RefSeq lists its product as uncharacterized. Gene Ontology annotation, biological process: vesicle-mediated transport. Gene Ontology annotation, cellular component: intracellular membrane-bounded organelle; Mon1-Ccz1 complex. Bases 115 to 2751 code for a protein of 878 amino acids. The transcript is spliced from 3 exons. Lineage: Eukaryota; Fungi; Ascomycota; Dothideomycetes; Pleosporales; Didymellaceae. The record is from RefSeq and is a predicted model, not a curated record.